UAACCCGCCUCCAAAGCUUACCCGUGGGCUCCUGUGAAGACUGCACACUGGCCCCACUCUCCUGCUGCCAUGGGGCCCAGUACUCCUCUGCUCAUCUUGUUCAUUUUGUCACGGCCGGGACCCCUUUGGGGGCAGCAGCACCACCUUGUGGAGUACAUGGAACGCAGACUGGCUGCCUUAGAGGAACGACUGGCCCAGUGCCAGGACCAGAGUAGUCGGCAUGCUAUUGAGCUGCGGGACUUCAAGAACAAGAUGUUACCGCUGCUGGAGGUGGCUGAGAAGGAGCGAGAGGCACUCAGGACCGAGGCUGACUCCAUCUCAGGGAGAGUGGAUCGUCUGGAGCGGGAGGUUGACUAUCUGGAGACCCAGAACCCAGCUCUACCCUGUGUAGAGGUUGAUGAGAAGGUGACUGGAGGUUCAGGAACCAAAAGCAAGGGCAGGAGAAAUGAGAAAUAUGAUAUGGUGACAGAUUGUGGGUACACAAUCUCUCAGGUGAGAUCAAUGAAGAUCCUGAAGCGAUUUGGUAGCCCAACUGGCCUCUGGACCAAGGAUCCUUUGGGAACAACAGAGAAGAUCUAUGUGUUAGAUGGGGCACAGAAUGACACAGCCUUUAUCUUCCCAAGACUUCGUGACUUCACCCUUGCCAUGGCUGCCCGGAAAGCUUCUCGAGUCCGGGUGCCCUUUCCCUGGGUAGGCACAGGACAGCUGGUAUAUGGUGGCUUUCUUUAUUAUGCCCGGAGGCCUUCUGGAGGACUUAGAGGUGGUGAGUUGGAGAAUACUCUGCAGCUCAUCAAAUUCCACCUGGCAAACCGAACAGUGGUGGACAGUUCAGUGUUUCCAGCAGAGGGUCUGAUCCCCCCGUAUGGGCUGACAGCAGACACGUACAUUGACUUAGCAGCUGAUGAGGAGGGUCUUUGGGCUGUCUAUGCCACCCAGGAGGAUGACUGGCACUUGUGUCUGGCCAAGUUAGACCCACAGACAUUGGACACAGAACAACAGUGGGACACACCUUGUCCCAGAGAAAAUGCCGAGGCAGCCUUUGUCAUCUGUGGGACCCUGUAUGUUGUCUAUAAUACCCGCCCUGCCAGUCGGGCCCGUGUCCAGUGCUCCUUUGAUGCCAGUGGCACCCUGACUCCUGAGAGGGCAACGCUCCCUUACUUCCCCCGGCGAUAUGGUGCCCAUGCCAGCCUCCGUUAUAACCCCCGAGAGCGCCAGCUCUAUGCCUGGGAUGAUGGCUACCAGAUUGUCUACAAGCUGGAGAUGAGGAAGAAAGAGGAAGAAGUUUGAAGAGGGAGUCUUAUUUUUCCAGUCUCUCUCAACCCCACUUGUUUCUAUCUCCAUUAAAUCUGCUCCUCAUUCUCCAAGUGUGGGAAUGGCAGUUCAGAUCCUACUCUGAGCCAAUGAAAGCCAAGUCCCAUAGCCUCUUCAUUUCAUAUGCAGUCCAGAUUUUGAUCAGUCCUUUUCAUUGAGAGUCAAAAGAGAGAACCCUGAGUGUUCACACCUUCUCUGCUGCCCCGUGUCAACUGAUUUCAUGCCAAAGAUGAAAAAGACUGGAGUUCUACCCUUGUGUGGGGGCAGCCCCAGCAAACAGAGACUAGAAAUUUUUUUUUUUUUUUUGACUCAUUGUGAGGGAAGAGAAGAAUAGGAAAUGUUCAGCUCUGGCUUCUCUUCCUUCUUUUAGUUCUGUAAAAAAGAAAAGGGAGAAAAGGGGGGAUGGAGGGGGGGCAUACACACAGACUUUCUCAUAAUUUUGUAUUGCAACAUUUUGCAUUAAAAAGAGUAUCCACCA
This is a messenger RNA of Erinaceus europaeus (western European hedgehog), 1789 nucleotides long. It is a transcript of the gene OLFML3, whose product is annotated as olfactomedin like 3. The transcript is spliced from 3 exons. The coding region runs from base 70 to 1287 and encodes 405 amino acids. NCBI's taxonomy places the organism in Eukaryota, Metazoa, Chordata, Mammalia, Eulipotyphla, Erinaceidae. Gene Ontology annotation, biological process: signal transduction. The record is from RefSeq and is a predicted model, not a curated record.